AUGCUCUCCAUUUCCAGACAGGAGUCAACUGAGAAGGAGAUAGAGCAUAAUAUGAAGGGACAACAAGAACACCUAAACAAGCUGAAAGAGCAAGCAGACCGACUGGAAGAGAAGUUGACCCAAAUACGAAUGUUCACUGAACACUUGUAUAACAAACUGUGCAUGGUGCGUAUCGCAUCGAAACGCGACCGUCCCCAUCCUAGUGCUCGUUCAAAGGAACUAGCGAUCGAACUGUCACCAGUGGAUAUGCUGGAUCGAUGCUUGGACCUCCAAGGACAACUUGAAAAGGAUCUGGAAGAUUAUGACCCUUCAGAAGAAGAGGAAAAAUUGGAAGACGCAAUGAGUGAGAGCAUACAGACGCGGGAAGAAUACCAGCUCAUUGUGGAACGGCGCAUUCCAACUCAUGCAGUGAGAGUCACGGCCACAGACAAGACGAACAAUUAUGUAGAAUUCGAUGACGGUGGACAAGAGGCUGUCACACGUGAAACGAUAAAGCAACGAGCCAUGAUGAUUGUGGAACAUGCGAAGCGCAAAGCACCUAGCGAUGUGCGACGUAAAGGUGGAUAAAAAGAAGAAAUUUUGUUGAAUUUUGUACAAAGUAAACUUGUUUAAACAGGACCUGUUUGUUAA
Molecule: messenger RNA, 630 nt
Organism: Dicrocoelium dendriticum
Lineage: Eukaryota; Metazoa; Platyhelminthes; Trematoda; Plagiorchiida; Dicrocoeliidae
Source: the annotation of a GenBank genome assembly